AUGAGCAAUAAAAUAAAUGAAAAAGGUCCCGAAAUAGUAAUAGAACAGCAAAGCACAUCACCCUUUGUCAAAAAAAGAUCAUUUAUGGAUGAUAAUGCUAGUGAAACUAGUAGUAUUAAAGGAAAAGAAAGGUUCAAAGCUUUAACUAAAAAAGUUAUUGCUGUCCAACGCCUUCUUUCAGCGGACCAGAUUUUUUCUGUCGGUCAGGACCCAGGAAUUGACCCAAGAACUGUCGAUUAUGAUCUUCAUAACAAGUGUGAUAUUUUUUGUUCAGAUUUCAACGAAGAAAAAGCAUUUAAUACCGAACGAUUAACGAACGAAUCAUUAGAAGCUUUCCUCCAAAAACCACGUCCAUCAGGAAGUAAAGUACGAUGGAUUAAUGUCGACGGAAUUUCUUGGGAUGUAAUUAAAAUUCUUGCCAUCUAUUAUGAUUUGCACCCGUUAGCUAUUGAGGAUAUUUUACAGAGUUCACAACGAACGAAAUUGGAUCCAUAUAAAGAUCAUAUUUAUGUCUCGCUAUUGCUCCAUACUCUAGUUGAUUCCGAAAAAGACCUUCAAAUAGAUAAUAGCGACGAUGAUAGUUCGACUGAUGGAAGAGUAAGAUCUCGCCAGGAUUUAUUGCAUCAUGGUCAUCGUGAAGAUAGCAGAUAUUUGGAGGCUCAUAGACUUUACAGGAAACAAAAAUUAUAUGUUGCUGUUGAAACAGUUAACAUCUUCUUACUAACCAAUGAUAUUCUUCUUACCAUCUUCCAACAUAGCGGAAGACAAGUUUUUAAGCCCAUUCUUUCACGUAUAAUCCAACCCAAGACUUUAUUAAGAACUGCACAAGAUGCGAGUUUAUUAAUGGAAGCUGUUAUUGAUGCUAUCGUAGAUUUGGCUAUUCCAAUCAAGGAUUCUUAUCGACACCAGAUAGCUGAAUUGGAAGGAAGGUUACUGAUUCGACCAAAGUUGUAUCACACACAUGAACUUCAUAUGAUUUCCGGAGAAUUGACUAUUCUUAAAAGAACUUUGGGACCUAUCCAGGGUCUGGUUACUUUGUUGAGAAAUCACAAACAUGAGAAAGAACUGAUUUCUUCCACAGCUAAAACUUAUUUUAUGGACGUGGCGGAUCAUUGCGCAGAAAUUGUUGAAGAUCUAGACACUAUGACCAAAAUAACGGAAAGUUUAGUUAAUAUGGUUUUCAAUAUGAUUUCUUAUGAGACAAAUGAAAAUAUGAGAACUAUUGCAAUUUUUAGUAUUGUUUUCUUACCGAUGACUUUCAUAGCAGGAUAUUAUGGAAUGAACUUUGAUAGAGAAAAUUUUGCGGAUUUGGGAGAACCAUUGAGUUACUUUUGGAGGUUAACUUCAGUUGUUACCGUGUUAAUGUUUAUAGCAGGAACUUAUUCUAUAUGGACCAAAUGGGUGUCCAGAUUAAUUAGGUAUCUUUAUAAGAGGAGAUCAAUGAGGCGAGCUGAAGCCGCGAAAGCCCGACAAUCCAAAUAA
This is a messenger RNA of Funneliformis mosseae, 1482 nucleotides long. The record is from the annotation of a GenBank genome assembly. NCBI's taxonomy places the organism in Eukaryota, Fungi, Glomeromycota, Glomeromycetes, Glomerales, Glomeraceae.